Eucalyptus grandis is the source of this 393-nucleotide messenger RNA. RefSeq lists its product as uncharacterized. Lineage: Eukaryota; Viridiplantae; Streptophyta; Magnoliopsida; Myrtales; Myrtaceae. The transcript has a single exon. The record is from RefSeq and is a predicted model, not a curated record. Bases 1 to 393 code for a protein of 130 amino acids.
AUGGCUGGUUUGCAAAGGUCUGCAAAAUCAUUCAGGAGACAAGGAUCAUCGGGUCUGGUGUGGGAUGACAAGUUCUUGUCAGAAGACCCCUUGAAUCAAACGAAGCCUAACCAUCAACAGGUCAACCGGAAAGCCGACCGCCACAGAGAGCUACGGCCAUCCCAGAGCAAGAAGUCGAUUGAUGCUGCGGUGCAGCAGAGCAGAUCCACCGGCAGUCAGCCCUGCUGCACUGUCAAGGUCGAGUCUCCACCGCUGGACCCGCCUUCUCCGAGAGUCUCCAGCUGUGGACUUUGCGGCAUCUUUGGCAAGCCAUCCACUGCCCCUCAGUCAAACUCGAGAAACAAGAAGCGCAAAUCAAAGAAUUACCAUGCACGGGGUCUGAACCCUAUGUAA